UUCAGACAGCAGGUAUUCUACUUAAACAGUCCUCAACCAUCACUUCUCCGAGUUCACUUCAACAACACCCAAACUUACUUGCUAUCCAUUCAAAAAUCACCCAUCUUCUUACUCCGCCCAUCUUCAAGCUCAACAACCAUGCAACUUUCCAAGAUCCUCGUCGCCGCCUCCGCCCUUCUCUCCACAGCCUUCGCAGCUCCCCCCACGACCCGCGACAACCUUCCAACCUUCAACAUCUGGAACAAUUGCAGCUACCCGAUAUGGGUCACAACCGUUGACCGUAUUCGAUACAGCACCGAGUCUAUCAAUCCCCACGGAAUGUGGUAUCAAAAUCUGUACUAUGACGGCAUGACAGGAACCUCCCUCCAAAUCGCCAGAACCCCAACCGGUGUCGACUCCCUUUCUGAGCCUAUUCUCAACGCAGCAUACACAUACAACAAAGCCGAGAAAACUCUUUACUACGACCUCAGCACCGUCGGCGACCGGGGCUACCCUUUUCCCGGUGAAAUGCUAUUGUACUACGCCGCCAAAGACCCAGAAUCGUAUGUUACGUGGAAUGGAAGUAUUGGAGAGCAGACCACCAAGGCGUAUUUGGGUGGGGAGACGGAUUUGAUGUUACAUCUUUGUAUCAUUGUUUAG
Messenger RNA from Periconia digitata, 639 nucleotides. The record is from the annotation of a GenBank genome assembly. Lineage: Eukaryota; Fungi; Ascomycota; Dothideomycetes; Pleosporales; Periconiaceae.